Gopherus flavomarginatus (Mexican gopher tortoise) is the source of this 1309-nucleotide messenger RNA. RefSeq names its product neuroguidin (gene NGDN). The record is from RefSeq and is a predicted model, not a curated record. The transcript has 11 exons. Gene Ontology annotation, biological process: maturation of SSU-rRNA from tricistronic rRNA transcript (SSU-rRNA, 5.8S rRNA, LSU-rRNA). The coding region runs from base 258 to 1211 and encodes 317 amino acids. Gene Ontology annotation, cellular component: small-subunit processome; nucleolus. Lineage: Eukaryota; Metazoa; Chordata; Testudines; Testudinidae.
GGCUUAAAUUUUGAGGGCUGAGGCGGACACGGGGCUAUGAUUGGUUGAUUCCCCUCCCCACCGGAAACGGGGUUAAACUCAAAGGAUGCCACGCCUCUAUUGGCCGAUCCGCGAUAACAGGGCGGAAAUGAUGCUCUGAUUGGCUCGAUCAGCGGCCAGGAGGCGGGACUCCGGACGCCGAUUGGCCGAGGCGGGCACCGAGGCGGAAGUGGCCAGAGCGCCCGGCGCCGCGUGUCUCAGUGUGCGGGGAGGCCGGGAUGGAGGCGUCGGAGGCGGGGCCCCGGCUGCCGGAGCAGCUGAUGUCCGACCUGCCCCCCGCGCUGGCCCUGCUGGGAUCGCUCCAGGAGCAGGUUGUCGGGGUCACAGCCCAUGUCCAGGGGCUGCUGCAGAGGGUCCGGGCUGGCGCCUUCCGCACAGAGAAGGGGCUGAGUUUCCUGGAGCUGAAGGCCCAGCUGCUGCUCUUCUAUCUGCAGGACCUGGCCCAGCUGGUGCUGGAGAAGAGCUUGGGCCGGUCCCUGGCGGCCCAGCCGGCCGUCCUGCGCCUGGUGGAGCUGCGCACGGUGUUGGAGAAGAUGCGCCCCAUUGAGCACAAACUCCGGUACCAGAUUGACAAGCUGGUGAAGGUGGCUGUGACGGGCGCCGUGGGAGACGACAAUCCGCUGAGAUUCAAACCAGAUCCCAGGAACAUGAUGAGCAAGGUGAGCGACGAGGAGGAGGCGGACGCCACUGAGGGCAAAGCUGCUGGGAAGAAGCCCCUGGGCAAAGGAGGGGACCGGAAAUACGUCCCACCCCGGCUGGUCCCGGUGCAUUAUGACGAGACGGCGGCCGAGCGGGAGAAGGAGGCCCUGGAGCGGGCGAAGAAGCGAGCGCUGAGCAGCUCCGUCAUUUGGGAGCUGAAAGAACAGUUCUCGGAGGCGCCGGAGGAAAUCCGAGAGGGGCGCUACCUGCACGCGACCCGGCAGAGCCAGGAGGAUGAGCACAGGCGACGCUAUGAGGAGGACAUGCUGGUAAGGCUGAACAUGAGUCGGCGGGACAAGGCCCGGCAGCGCCACGUGGCCAUGCUGGGGGCCCAGCUCCACUCCGUGACCCACUUCGGCGACAUCAGCGCCCUGAGCGGGGCAGCGCCCCCCACUGGAGAGGCGCUGAGCCCCCAGCGCAAGAGGAGGAAGAUGAGCGCAAAGAAGGGGCGGAAGAAGGGUUUCCGGAGGUGAUAACGGGGCAACGUUGCCCCCCAUGGAGUGACCCCCACCCCGCCCAGCAACUCUCCCAUGCGGACAGUGUGAGACAAUAAAAUCAGCCCCUGAACAUC